Anopheles stephensi (Asian malaria mosquito) is the source of this 6051-nucleotide messenger RNA. Its product is annotated as 5-hydroxytryptamine receptor 1-like. Gene Ontology annotation, biological process: chemical synaptic transmission; G protein-coupled receptor signaling pathway, coupled to cyclic nucleotide second messenger. Lineage: Eukaryota; Metazoa; Arthropoda; Insecta; Diptera; Culicidae. The transcript is spliced from 5 exons. The coding region runs from base 2625 to 4061 and encodes 478 amino acids. The record is from RefSeq and is a predicted model, not a curated record. Gene Ontology annotation, molecular function: G protein-coupled serotonin receptor activity; neurotransmitter receptor activity. Gene Ontology annotation, cellular component: dendrite; membrane.
AAACCGUCUCACCUCUAUUCAAAAAGCUCACUAUCACACUCUCUCACUCACUUUGUGCGUGAGAAAUGAGUAUCUCACGUGCGCUCUUCUCACUUCACUCUCACCGUUGAGAGUGCUCCGCUAAGUAACGGCUGUGCCGCAGAAAUCGAACCCCUCCUACGACACUCAUCACUAGUUGAUGGAAGAGAUUUGAGUGACCUCACCGUGCUCGGUUCGCUCACGUCUCGUGCUGCAGAUCGUGUUUUAUUAUCGUUCCAAACACAAAAAGUGACAAAAAAACUCCACUCACAGUACUGUGAGGCUCUCAACGCACUGUGCAAUGGUAAAAAUGGGGUUGGUGUUUCGAAGAAACAGGUAAACUCUGUUCGUCGGCUAGGUUCAUCCGAUUCCCUGUUUCGUGCACGCGGGGGGUUCACGCGGCACUCAUUAGAACGCACCCGAACGCCGACCGAAGACUCGCACGCAUAUCUUUGCGCUGGUACCGUCCUCAGUGUGGAAAGAUACGUUCACGGUAACACGGACGGAUGGACCAUCGGCGACAGACUGGUGUCGCGCGCGCGUUCGUCACGUAUUUGCCGCUAGCCGCACGGAUUUGUUCUUCACCCAGUGCUGUUGUGCAGCCCACCGUCAGUCGGUGCGGAUUUUUCGUGUCGCGACACACUUGAGAAUCGGUCGGUGAAAUUCAUCUCGGACGCGGCGUGUUUUUUUUUCGGCGAAGGGUGAUUAUUUCAAUUUUGCUGAUAAUGCGCCCCGGUGCUUCAGCGCUGUUGAUCGACGUUUAUGAACAGCAGUACGCUUUGAUGGUGGAACCAAUAGAUGUGCGCUACAGCUAUAGCUGUUGAGUGGGACAGCUUUGCGUGUCAGAAAAAAGUUCUCCCGAAAAUUGUUGAAAUCCAAGUGAAAUAAGAAAAAUGUAACACAACCGUCGGAUGACAAGCGAGCGAGCAGUUGAUGCAAAGUCCAGAAUCCGGCUUGUGUACGAUAAAAUAAUCCCAGUGCUAUACAACAUGUGAAGCAUAGUUCUCUAUGCUUAACAAAGUGUAUCUGUGUGUGUAUGUGUGUGUAGAAAAAGGUAUAAAAGUGAGAUAAAGUGAGAUAACGGCACAACGGAAACACAACCGCUAACGCUUGCGAGAGCCCGGUUUUGUUCUAGAAUUUGUGAAUGAGUUUUUCGUGUUUAUCGCCGGUUUGAGUGAAUUAAAAUUAAUUUAAAAAACAACAACGUACCUUGAAAAAAAAAAAUAACGCCAGCUACAAAUCGUCGACCACCGUCUGGAUGACAUUGCGGAGGCGCGUAGUCUUAUCAACCGUGCACAUCAACCAAGCGUCCACAUCAUCAUUGGCAGAGUGUUGGAGAUGUGAACUAAAAUCGAGCGAUUGAGUGUCUGAGGCCGUUCAGUUCACCUCACUACCGCCGGUAAUUGACAUUGUAGCUCGAAUGGACGACCGUAAGCCGUUCGUGGAUUGUUUCUAACAGAUUGAUUUCGUUUAAGCAACGAAAAGAGAUCGUUAUUCUGUGCGCGCGAAGAAGGACACAGCAGCAGGCAGAAGCACACUUCUUGCUGGAGUGUAGUGCUGAAGCGCUGCACCACUAGACUAGCAUUCAAUUUGUUCCACGCUCGGCUGUAAAACGCCUUUCGCUCAUCCCCAUCUGCAUCUGGCCGGGUGACGAACUCGAUGACGGCAACGGUGAAUCCGGUGAUCAAAGUGCCGGUACUGGAAAAACCACUCAACUCCGUCCGUCCGUGGUGGCCGUGAUUGGUGGUAGCGCGGCGUAUCUGCAACCGAGCGUGCGAGACAAUCACGAGGGUUGGUGGGGCAACAUCAGCAGGUGACACAGCUCCGGUGGCAAUCAUUUUUAGCUCCCUAAGCAGCCGAAGGGAAGAGUUUGAAAUUUGCUGCGUGCUUCUCGUCAGUGACAUUAUUAGGGUGCCUCAGGAGAGUGAGAGAGUGACAGAGGGAUAACGAUGAUACGGUAAUUCAAUCAAGCAGCUUGUUUCAUUUUUAUCCUCACUCUCUCCUUCUCUCUCGCUCACACUCGGACGGAGAUCCGGUGCAUCUUAGCUGUCAAGCAGCAGUAGACGGCUUUGUGCUCUGAGCGUGUUGCGUCUAGCACUGGAGAAUCCUAGAAUAUAGAGCCACUCUAAAUGUGCCAGACCGGAGUGGACGGUGGUAAAUCACUGUGAGAUUAAUUCAAUAAAUUCAAGCGUACAAGAUACUAGCCAGUCCAAGAACGAACGCAUGAUGUUUGAGGCCAUGGUGACCUGUCCUACACGCGCUCGGAUGUGCUAGAGGAAACGAAGUAUACCAGUAGCCGAUCGAUUGAAGUAAUCAAGCCUUUGGGGGCGAAACUUAUUUUCAACUCGAUCGUAAACCAACAGCGUUUAGACUCAUCAUCCUCAAAUCGACCAAAGAGAGAGCAAGAGGCCAGAAAGCGAAGGAAGCUCCCAGAGCUUUACGCAAUAGCUUACGUCACAUCGGUCCACACGUGCCACGUUUGCCAGUUCCUAUCACCGAUCGUACACAGGGAAUGGGGGUCUGAUCCUUCGGAGCAGUCCCCCUCCCCGACCUCCCCAUUUCCUGCCCAGUGUGCGUGCGUGUGCGAGUAGCUGUUUGCAUGUUGGAUGGAUUCGGCCACCAUCGCACCUGGCAGCAAGCAUCGCACGGACAUUGACGGGGCCGGCCGGACCGACGGCGUCCCGGUCGCCCUAACCGUGGCCACGACCGUCGCCAACCUGCUGCUAGCCAGCCCGAGCCCCGGCCUAGCCGCCGCCACCACCAUCACCACCUCCACCGCUUCCUGGGCCAUCACGACUGAAACUGCCGCCCAGCCGUACCACGUCUACGGCGCCAACCUGAGCUCUCUACCGUACCUGGAUGCGAACAGCACCGCGUCACUCUUUUCCCUGUCCCCGGUGGACGCAUCGACCCCGGCCCCGACCGGUACACCCAACAACGUGACCGUAUCCACGAUCGUGAUCAGCAUCAUCCUGCUGGCCGUGAUCAUCGGUACCGUGAUCGGUAAUGUGCUCGUCUGCGUGGCCGUCUGUCUCGUGCGGAAACUACGACGACCCUGCAACUAUCUGCUCGUAUCCCUCGCCAUAUCCGACCUGUGCGUUGCCCUGCUCGUCAUGCCGAUGGCCCUGCUGUACGAGGUGCUCGAAGAGUGGCGCUUCGGCGAGGUGUUCUGCGACAUAUGGGUAGCGUUCGAUGUGCUAUCCUGUACGGCCUCGAUCCUGAACCUGUGCGCAAUCUCCGUCGAUCGAUACUGGGCCAUCACGAAACCGCUCGAGUAUGGGGUAAAGCGAACACCACGCCGUAUGAUCGCUUGCAUUGUGUUGGUGUGGCUAGCAGCGGCAUGCAUAUCCCUACCACCACUACUUAUCCUUGGUAAUGAGCACGAAAUCAACGGUCAACCGGCGUGUUCCGUGUGUCAGAACUUUUUCUACCAAAUCUACGCCACGCUCGGUUCGUUCUACAUCCCGCUCGCCGUAAUGCUGUUCGUGUACUUUCAAAUCUUCCGUGCAGCGCGACGUAUCGUAAUGGAGGAGAAGCGUGCCCAGAAACGGCUCGAAAGUGCCAUCAACGGUGCGACACAGGUCGUGCAGCAGCAGGAGAAGAAACCACCGGGCAUGACGACGGGUGUCGGGGAGAAGGGCGCCAAGGUGACGACCAGCUCACCCCAGAACAAGCGGCUCCGGUUUCAGCUGGCCAAGGAACGGAAAGCGUCCACCACGCUCGGGAUCAUCAUGUCCGCGUUUACGAUCUGCUGGCUGCCGUUCUUCAUACUGGCGCUGGUGCGCCCGUUCAUGAAGGACGAUCAUCGGACGCUGUCGUCGUUCUUCCUGUGGCUCGGGUACGCCAACUCGCUGCUCAAUCCGAUCAUCUACGCGACGCUGAACCGUGACUUCCGCAAACCGUUCCAGGAGAUCCUGUACUUCCGGUGCUCGAGCCUGAACAACAUGAUGCGGGAGGACUUCUACCACAGCCAGUACGGUGAUCCCGGUUCGCAGCGGCUGGUCAUAACGAACGAUGGUGGGGCACGCGAGAGCUUUCUGUGAAGGCUGGGCCGGUGGCUGCAGUUGCACGAUUGAUGGCCGCGCAUGGAGAAACCUUCCGUUCGGCUACCGAUCGAAGUGCAACUAAAACGGGGGGAAAAAAAACACCCAAUAAAACGAACAAACAAAACCAAAUACACAUUAAUGCAGGCAACAAUCACGUAAGGAUGGCGCACCGCACCACAGUGGUCGGUGAACACGUAUAGUUUAAUUUUAGUCUUCCGUACUUUUUUUUUGUACAUAGAAGCGUAAUCGUAAACUAGGAACUAAUGCACAUCCCGCACAUCCUUUUCCGGAAUGCGUCCUUGUAGCGCAGCCAUUUCCAACACACACGUUCCCAUAACGAGUUCAUUUUCAUGUCUCCUAUCCCGGGGACAGUCAGUCAACUAGGGCACACACGCUCAAAAUCACCCAGAGAAACCGGGAAAGCGAAGUAAAUGUAAUAACUAACAUCACAUCCUUAUGGCGUGUGCAGGAAGGAAAAGAUUUAUCACUGUAAGAUUGUUGAAAAACCCCGAUCUUCUUGUAUGUUUUCUUGGUUGGGUCCGAAGCAUAGUAAUAGAGCGCACGCGAUCACUAGACACAAUGCAACGCCCAUAACACUUAGCAGAGCAAAAAAGCAGAUGUAUAUGUAUGUAUAUGUUUUGUGAUAUAUAUAAAAAGAAAACAAAGCGCUGCUAAGGCACCUAGGUCUGGUACAUGUGUUCCUUUUUUGUCGUGUGUGUGUGUGUUUGAGCGUGUAAGAAAAACAAACAAAAUCCUAACCAAAAAUAGUAAAUCGCAAAUAGAACAAAAGGGGGAAGGAAACACGCAAACCCCGGAAGCAGGACACGCACGCCAUUACUUCAGCCAUUGCCGGAAGGAUGGGCAAAUCACAACACAGAGCAACAACUGCCAAAACAACAAACACAGAUGGGAAGGAGUGGAACGACUCGCGUCAUACCCCGAGGCGCAAACUAUUCGUAUCAAUGUUUUUCGAGAAUACGAUCGCUAGGAUACGGUUCGAUCAAUGUUUGUACGAUGUACGUGUGUAUGUAAUGUAAUGUACGUGUUUUCUGAUGACCAGCCGAUGUGUGUCCGUUUUUCCCCCACCCUAGAAAGAGUGCGGCGUGUAUGUAUGAAUGUUUGUAGACUAGUUUCGAUGUUCUAUGUUGGGGAAUGCUCGUACAAGCAGGGGAAGGAACACGCCGUGAGGAGGAACUUUAGCAAAAUCGCAAAACCAGUAUUAAACAAACAACAAAAAACUGACGUAAAAGAGUAUGUUGAUUGAAGGUGUGGAAAUAAUGACGUUUCUUUGUCGAGGUGGACAGCUGUUGUGCAAAAGGGGAACCUACGGAACCGAAGCUGGGUUAAGAAGACACAUCGAGCUUUCGAUCUGGUGCGAAACGAGAUCAGUACUGACACAACACAAGUGUUUCGUUUGUUUUUGCUCCUUCCAUUUCUUUCUUUUGCUUUUCUUUCCAAAAUAAUAUUAAAUCAACCCUUCUACUUCAACGGCAUGAAAAAAUGGCACACGUCAACAAAUGAUAUUCUAGCAGUAAUUGAAAAAGUACGGGAUGUUUUUUUUUUUUUGCCGAUCGAAUAUCAGCAAACUGAUGACCAGCACCUAUAAAAAGGCGAUAGCGGUCGACAGUAAAUAUUCAGUACAAGCACCAGUUCAAGUUUACGUUACAGCGACAGCAUGCGCGCGAGAGAGAGAGAGACAAAAAGGGACAGGGCGAGCGCUAAGCAUAAUAAAUCAAAUCAUAGUGAAAGGUCGAACGUCGGGGGGGACACAAAAAACCAAAAUGUAAGAUAAAAUUCUACUCAGUUUAGUUAAUUAGCCUAUAAAUAUGAUGUAUAUUGUUUUUCCGUUUUUUUCUUUUGCUUUUGAUUCUAUUUUCACUGUGUAGUAGAAAACGGAUCAGCGAGAUGGUAAUAAACACUACAGCAGCCAAGCAAAGAAAAAACCAGACAGAUGUUGACUCCGAGGCGAUGCAAAUUGCAAACAGAA